UUGAACGUAGGUAAUAUACUUUGAUAAGUGUCUCAUACAACCCCAAUUAAAAAAUAAUAAACAUAUUACUCUGCCCCCCCCCUCCAGUUAUGCACCCCUGGUGUUUGUACCACCUCUCACCCCACUAGGCCACAUUAUCUGAACCGGGUAUUUGCAUCUUGCAAAAUGCUGGACUUUUACAUCCUACGUGGAUUUCCUGUUUUUUAGCGGACCAAACUGCAAAUUCAUCAAAUUCUAAGGACAAUGACUCAGUAGCUUGAGUCGGAGGCAGCCUGGAGCGACAGUGUGAUCUGCUCUCCUCCACAAGGGCAGCGCAGUCUCACUUCCGAGCGCCUUCCUCGCCUUUUUCUCCACGGCGCAGUGUACCUUUAAAAGGUUGAACUCUCCAGUCUACGGUCUGCGAGCUCUGGAUUGUUUCCCCACUCGGCUCAGCUGUGUGUACCUUCCAGCAGUGACAUGGCAUAGAGGCGGUGAGCUGUCAGCAGCAGCAGCAGCAGCAGCAUCCUGCACCAUGGACGCUCUCCGACAGCCGAAGCGCAGCGGAGCCUUGGACACGAUGAUGCCCGUUUGGAUCUUAUUGAGCGCGGUGUCCGGGGGGCUGAAGGCGGAGGACGGCGGAAUAGAAGAACUUGCCACCGAGAAGGAGGCUGAGGAAAGUCACCGACAGGACAGCGUUAAUUUGCUGACAUUCAUUUUGCUGCUGACCUUAACGAUUCUCACCAUAUGGCUCUUCAAGCACAGACGGGUCCGUUUUCUGCACGAAACCGGACUGGCAAUGAUUUACGGUUUGCUGGUAGGUGUGAUUCUGCGGUACGGCAUCCCUGCCACCAGCUACCACAACAAGACACCCCCGAGCUGCUCGCUGAAGGAAGGACCUGUCAGCACCCUGCUGCUUAAUGUCAGCGGCAAGUUCUUUGAGUACACCCUCAAAGGGGAGAUCAACUCCAGGGAGAUUCACAAUGUGGAGCAGAAUGAUAUGCUGCGCAAGGUGACAUUUGACCCUGAAGUUUUCUUCAACAUAUUGCUGCCUCCAAUCAUUUUCCAUGCUGGGUACAGUCUAAAGAAGAGACACUUCUUCAGGAAUCUGGGCUCCAUCAUAACCUAUGCUUUUCUUGGCACUGCCAUCUCAUGUUUUGUUAUUGGGAAUUUGAUGUAUGGUGUGGUCAAACUGAUGCAAGUGGUCGGACAGCUGACUGACAAGUUCUACUACACUGACUGCCUUUUCUUUGGUGCCAUAAUCUCGGCCACAGACCCAGUGACGGUGUUGGCCAUCUUUAAUGAGCUCCACGCAGAUGGGGAUCUCUACGCUCUGCUGUUUGGAGAGAGUGUUAUGAAUGACGCAGUGGCCAUUGUGCUUUCUUCGUCAAUUGUGGCUUACCAGCCCAGUGGAGCGAACACACACAUGUUUGAUGCCUCAGCCUUUUUCAAGUCCGUGGGGAUUUUCCUGGGUAUCUUCAGCGGCUCCUUUGUGAUGGGUGCAGCCACAGGAGUCGUCACCGCUCUCGUCACCAAGUUCACCAAGCUGCACUGUUUCCCGCUGCUGGAGACGGCUCUCUUCUUCCUCAUGUCCUGGAGCACCUUCUUGCUCGCCGAAGCCUGCGGGUUCACAGGCGUCGUGUCCGUGCUGUUCUGUGGCAUCACGCAGGCUCACUACACCUACAACAACCUCUCUGCGGAGUCCACCAAACGCACCAAGCAGCUCUUUGAGGUCCUUCACUUCCUGGCUGAAAACUUCAUCUUCUCCUACAUGGGUUUGGCUCUGUUCACCUUCCAGAAUCACAUCUUCAGCCCCAUUUUCAUCAUUGGAGCUUUUAUCGCCAUAUUCAUCGGAAGAGCUUUCAACAUUUACCCGCUGUCCUUCCUUCUCAACCUCGGCAGACGGCACAAGAUCAAAGGAAACUUCCAGCACAUGAUGAUGUUUGCAGGUCUGCGUGGGGCGAUGGCGUUCGCCUUGGCCAUCCGGGACACGGCAACUUACGCCCGUCAGAUGAUGUUCACCACCACGCUGCUCAUCGUCUUCUUCACUGUCUGGGUGUUUGGCGGUGGGACGACACCCAUGCUGUCCUGGCUGCACAUCAGGGUUGGUGUGGACCCAGAUCAGGACCAGCAGUGUGGAGACAGUUUCCAGGUCUUACAGGGGGAUGGCGCCCAGGCUGAAGGACAAAGUAAAACCAAACAGGAGAGUGCCUGGCUCUUCAGACUGUGGUACACCUUUGAUCACAAUUACCUGAAGCCCAUUCUGACACACAGCGGUCCGCCUCUCACCUCCACUCUGCCCGCAUACUGUGGGCCGCUGGCGAGCUGUCUGACCAGCCCCCAGGCGUACGAGAACCACGAGCAGCUGAGGGACCCUGACUCUGACCUCCUUCGCAAUGACGCCGACCUCACCUUUACGUUUGGUGACACUGCCAUCACAGCUAACGGGGCGUCCGGUGGCGGCGGCGACGCAGCCGGGGGGUCAGGCUGGAGCGCCAACGGCAAAAGGAGCGGCAGCACCUCAGAGGAGGCACUAGAGCGUGAGCUGGACUCCCGUGAGCAGGAGCUGCUGAGCCGGGGCACGCGCCUGGUUUUCCCCAUCGAGGAUCACAUCUGACCCUCCCCUCCACGUUCCCUACCUGACCCCCCACCCACCAGACCGCCUCGCCCUCGGCUCUCCUGCGGGCAGAGCGUCCAGUCCUUGGGAGAUAAGAGAGAGGAGACGUGGGAGCAGACAAGAGGGGAGGCUUCAGAGCGACCCCCGAGCAGCUCACGGAGCAUUUCAUCCUCAUCACAGAGCUGGAGUUCAUCCUCCAGGAGACGCGUGUCCUCCAGUCAGGAGAUCAGCUCUCCACGCUGAUCCUUUCCAAACAGAAGGAAAUCUUCAUGCAGUGUGAGAAAUCAAGCAAGAUUCAAUCUGCACUUUUGAACACGUGACACAGCCGGAGGGGAAAAGAAGAAGAAGAAGAAAAAUUGCCCGGCAGCGUUCUCUCUCUCAUCAUGUGAUCAUCUGAGAAAAGUGGCUUCUUCACAAUCACGCCCCAUCUAGAUGCCCAUAAGAUCUAACCAAACUUUAGAUAGUUUCUACGUCAAACAAGAGUCCUCUGGUAUAUUUGUACCGUCCGUCCGAAGCUGCUGACAGACAAGUUUGUCCUUUGUCUCACACAAAAGCGUCAGUGUGUGGAGGAGAUGGAGGAGCGCAGAGGGGGACAGCGAGUGCGCUCCUCUCUCACGGCUGAAGAAACAGGGGCGAAGAAUGUGAGCAUGUAAAUAGCUACAAUGCCGAGCUUUGUUCCUCUCGAGUGAGACCGCUUCUCUCAGUGCAUUACGUCCCAUGACUGUUACUAAUAGCAUCUGUGUAUCUCGUCUUUGAACUGGAUCUUUCUCUGCGUACUGGGCUGCUUUUCAUAACAAUACCAGGAACACGGAACGGAAAUAUUUGGAUGCUGAUUGUAUUGUUUCUUAUGAGAUAACGACGAUUUCCCCGAAACUCUAAAAGCAGACAUGAGAUGUUCACUCUAAUGCGGUCAAAGAGCAAUUUUAACCCUAUUAAAUAAAAAGCAGGCCUCCAUCAUAACUUGGGACCUUUUGAAAAAAUUCUAUAUUCUUUACCGAUUUUACACAAAUAUUUAAAAUGAUCAGAUGCAAAGCUGCAAAAAUUAGUCAAUCAAUCAAUUAGUCGAUCGGCAGAACAUUAAUUUACAACAAUUUUGAGCAUCAAAGUCAUUAUUUUUAAGCAAAAAAGCCAAACAAUUCCAGGUUUCAUGCUCCUUAUAUGUAAGAUUUGAUGCUUUUCUUUGUCAUACACGAUAAUAAACUGAACAGUUUUGAAUUUUUGGACUGUUGUUUAGAUAAAACACAGUUUUAACAUGUCAGCUUGGGCUUUGGGAAAUCAACAGUGCAUUUUUCGAUAUUUUCUGACUUUUUCACUGGCAAAAUGAUUAAUUGGUGAUAAAAAUAGUCGCUACUUGCAGCCCUUAUCAGAUGCAACCAUUCAAAAUGUAAGAGAUUAGUAACAAAUGUCCUUCAAGAUUUAUCAGACCCCGAGCUGACCUUUGUUUUGUUUCGUCCAACCUACAGUCCAAAAAUCCCAAAAUACUGAAAAGAUGCAAAGUACGUCUUCAAACUCCAAGAUCAAUACUUUCAACUUAACUACCGAAUCCUAAAAUGCCAAAUAAAAAAAAGCAGUCGCUGAUACCAAACGCCGACCAUCUCUCACGCGCACGUAAACCCAGCGAGCGGUGCUCACAUCAGCAGUUUUUAAACAUUUAAACAAAGUGUGUGUGCGCUGUUUACCUCCAUAUUAGCUGUAGCUGUCCUCAUACAUCACCAGUAAACAGAUUAAUUAUGGGAUACUUAAUAAUCUAGUGUCUUGCGUGUUCCUAAAGUAGUUCAUCGGUUAAGCAGUAAUAAUUAUUAACGGACAUUCAAGAGAUUCCUUAUUUAUGUUGUACUGUUCUUUAUUUUGAGGUCAGAUUUGUUUUUGUUUUUUUGCAAAGAAAAAAAAUCACAUCAGUAGACUGAUUUAUUAUAGCAUGACGCAAUUCUGAUAAAUGUAUUUAGGGUAGGUCAAAGUAAUAGUUUGACAUUUUGGGAAAUAUAAAUCAAAGACACUUGAUGUUGGAGGUAUAAGAUGGUAAAUCAAAUACUCUUUCAUUUUUUGGGCAUUUUUGCCUUUUUCAGACAGGACAGAGUGACAGUGUGGAAGGGGGCGCCUGCUUUAACCACUGAGCCACUGGACGCCCCAAUCAGAUACUUUUUAAAAUGAAAUAUUUGGGGGAAUAAGAUGGUAAAUCAAAU
Messenger RNA from Plectropomus leopardus (leopard coralgrouper), 4776 nucleotides. It is a transcript of the gene slc9a7, whose product is annotated as solute carrier family 9 member 7. The record is from RefSeq and is a predicted model, not a curated record. Gene Ontology annotation, biological process: proton transmembrane transport; regulation of intracellular pH; potassium ion transmembrane transport. Gene Ontology annotation, molecular function: potassium:proton antiporter activity; sodium:proton antiporter activity. Gene Ontology annotation, cellular component: plasma membrane; recycling endosome. Lineage: Eukaryota; Metazoa; Chordata; Actinopteri; Perciformes; Serranidae.